AUGUCCCGUGUAGUUACGUUUCAAGACGGGAUGAGUAUCGAGGAGCUGAAGAACAACGUUUUUCGAGAAUUCUUUCCCGACGGCGUCUGUGCGAUGUAUGUCGAUUUAAGGUACUGGCCACCUAACACGAACGAGCUUGCAACUGGGAUUACUACCCCUCCGGUAAUGGUAACAAGCGCCCCUUCCAUAUCAUAUUUCUGCCAGCACCACAAUGUCAAGCGUUCGAUGAACUUGUUCGCUACCUUUGUCAAGCGACCCAUGUCCACCCCAUUCUCCGACGUUGGUCUUCCUCCCGAUGGUUACACAACCCCUAAACCGUCAAUGAAAAGAAGCCGUUUUAGUGAUGACAUCGGCGGUGAUGGUAGGUUCGGGUUGGGCAUUGGUAAUUCAGCUGACAAUGGGUCCUCUGUCGGUUCGCGGAAACCUCCUGCCGAUUUCGACGAUGAUGUUCUCGUCAGACAUAUGGAGAGAGUAGAAAAUGUUCUGGGCAGCGGAAGCCAUACGAAGAAAGAUCUCUACGAACUGAACACAUAUUCAGAGAAGAGUGUUCAGGACAGCAUGGACGAUAUCAGCAGCGGCAUCGGGACGAGGGACAACAGGUUCGACAACCCAAACCCCAGUUCAGGGGGUAGUGUUCUCAACGACGUGGACAAGACGGCAUCCGGACCUGCUAGACAAGAUUUUACAUUUGACCCCCCGUACACCCGUCCUGAGACACGUGUUCAGGAGUCACUGGACGAGAUAAUGGGCCACGGCAAGGAACACGGCUACAAUUCUGCUACCCCCCACACCAGGUCUGGAAAUCCUGUUCAGGACGCCGUGGACGAACUGAUUCAAGAACUCAGUGGGAACGACUACAACUCUGACGACCUGAACACAGACGACGAAGAUAAUGGACACCAGGAUUGGGACAGCUUCGAUGUUCGCCCUCUAGGCAUUGACGAGGAAUUUUGGGAACCGCUUGUUGACGAGGUAUACGGAGGAUCCGACGCUCCCGAUUUCAUGUGCGAUCAGGACGGUCCACCGAUGGAUGUCCCACUGAUGGUUUACAGAUGCUCAACCAACGAUGCAUUCGACCAUACUGUGGUAGCUGGCGGAGACGGCGGCGUCUGGAAAACCGAGAUAAUUCGUGGGGCUUCCACGUCCUCUGGGCCAUGCGGGACUCAUCACGAUGGUACCAACAGUGACACCCCGUCUUCUUUUGGCCAGCCAUUCAUGUUCUCCGCGUCCAACGAAACGUCAGACAGUCAAUUCACAAUGGACGGGGGCAACGCUGGUUUAACCGGAAACGGUGGACACAGCCGAUCUUCUGCUCAGACCAACACAGCCGAGCAGCUGAUUUACAACAACUUGUUCUCGAGGAGCUUCGUGUUGCGGCCUCCUAUAUGA
Messenger RNA from Microthlaspi erraticum, 1389 nucleotides. The record is from the annotation of a GenBank genome assembly. Lineage: Eukaryota; Viridiplantae; Streptophyta; Magnoliopsida; Brassicales; Brassicaceae.